CGGCUGCAGGGGGAGGGGGGUGGGGGGGCGGCUCGGCGGCGGGUCUGCGGGCCGGGCGGGCCCCAUGGGCGGGUGUGUGGGCUCCCACCACGACUCCUCGGGCAGCCUCAACGAGAACUCGGACGGCACCGGAGUUGCUCUCGGUCGUAACCAGCCCUUGAAAAAAGAGAAACCAAAAUGGAAGAGUGAUUACCCCAUGACAGACGGACAGCUGCGCAGUAAGAGGGAUGAGUUUUGGGACACAGCACCAGCUUUUGAAGGUCGCAAGGAGAUCUGGGAUGCCCUGAAGGCUGCAGCACAUGCUUUCGAGAGCAACGAUCAUGAACUGGCACAAGCAAUCAUUGAUGGUGCAAGCAUAACACUACCACAUGGUGCUCUUACAGAGUGUUACGAUGAACUGGGCAACCGGUACCAGCUUCCUGUCUACUGCCUCGCCCCACCUAUCAACAUGAUAGAGGAGAAGGGUGACCUGGAGACUCUGGAUAUUCCUGAUCCCCCACCCAAUUCAGGGCACGAAUGCCAGCUUCGUUUGCGCCUGUCCACAGGCAAAGACCUCAAACUCAUGGUCCGCAGCAUGGACACAGUUUACCACAUGAAGAGGCGGCUGCACGCGGUGGAAGGAGUGGAGCCGGGCAGCCAGCGCUGGUUCUUCUCGGGCAGGCCACUGGCAGACAAAAUGAAACUGGAGGAGCUGAAAAUCCCAAAGGACUACGUGGUGCAAGUCAUCGUGAGCCAGCCUUUAGCAAAUCCCACCCCGGUGGAAAACUGAUUUCUGCUUGUUCAGUGAUUCUUCUUUCCUCCGUCUCUUGUUGUGGGGUUUGUUUUCACUGCCCUCUCUUCUUUUGGUUUGUCCUGGAUUGGUUCCAAGAAGUGACCAGCAAAAAUUCCAUCUGUGAUGGAGAUCUGCAAAAACAAAACAUAAAAAUGUAAACUGGCCUUUGGGGGUUGCCUGAUUUCAUAGUAAACGCAACAACAAGCAGCACAGGGCAAGGGCAAAAGAAGGAGCAGGAAAGGGAAGGGAAAGGGAUGGAGGUUCAAGGAGGGAGGGAGGAGAUUGUAUUUCACUUAAUACAAAAAUGUAAUGAUUCUUAAAACUGUAGGUGGUGUCUUGAUCCAUGGAGCCUGAGCAACAGAGAGCACUUUUAUAUAAAAAAAUUAAAAUUAAUCAAUUAAUAAAACUUAAUAUCAGCACCACAUACAGUUCAUACAGCAAUUGCAGCUGUUCUGGGUAGGUCCCGUGCUGUGUGUUCACGGGGAUCCUUUCUGGUUGGACCUGACUGGUGCUUUGUCCAGGUACCACCGAGGCACAGCUGGCCCCGGGCAGUGGAGCUGGGCUGGGGAUCAGUCUCUGUCCCACACAGGCAGCUCCUGGCGAUGCUCAGACCAAGCAAUUGUACAUUCCAAGAUGGCAACACAGUCCUGUGCCAUUGCUGGCUCCCAGGGCGGGAAUGCAGCCCGCCGGAGCCAUAGGCAAUAACUUAGUCGAUGUAUACUCUUCUUGUACUGUACUGUAAACAUACUUGCUACAAGACUGACUUUGCCUGAAGUUUACUGACUGGUUGGCACGUGAGCCUGUGCCUGCCGAGUUACUGUAUAUCAUUCAUUAAAGCAAGGUUUGACCAGGCUAGCUGAGGUGAGUGACCCCCUGGUCUGUGUGCAAGCGUUAGGUGCAUCACCUUUGUCGAGUGGCACCGAUGUAACGGGUGCAGGUUGAACUGCAGCUGCACCCAGAUGCAAUGGAUUGCAACUUCCCUUGCUCUGUUCCUAGAGGGCACAAAGUGUGGAAAGUGGUAAGGAGACAUGACAGCACAUGGUUUCAGCAGCCAGUCUUCUGGUGACUCUCUAGCCAGGACAGCUGGAGGUCUCCUCACCAACAUGCACCCGCGGCCCGGAGGAUGCCCGUGCCGCUCCACUGCCAGCGCUUCCCUGCAGAAUGUAAGAGGAGCCAGUUUUGGCAAACGACAAAUCCUUUUGAAGUCUCAAAAAUCUGAAUCAGAGCAUAUUUGGGGAGGGGAAAAUCUACUAGGUUUUUCCCUCAGUUAAAGAUGCUCUGUGUCCCUUUGGCUGCUCUGCACCCCUGUGUGGUAAUGUCUUUGGUUGAGAUCAAACGCCCUGUUCCUUUAAACAUGUUUUCUAGGUUGCUUGUUUUUUCAGCCAUCGUUGAAAUGACUUCACUUCUUCCAGAGUUGAAUGUGCUGGUCAGGUAUGAAUAGCACAUUCUUACUGGUUUCUGUCUUCCUUCUCUGAAUCAAUAUUCUAAAACUACAGUUGUCCCAGCACUUUCUCUUCUCCUAGUGAAACUGGUGGGUUACAUUGACAAUUUUAAACUUGUUACUUUUGGUCCUUCAGUAAUUCCAUGUAAGUUUCAGUUUCUUGGACUCGAAGGGAAUUCUUGCUCCAUGAGCACCAGUAUAGAGUCAGAAUGAGCAGAGGUCACUUGUACAAUAUCAUGCAUCUCUCCCAGCAGGUGGAAGGAGGUGCAGAAUUUAUAUUGAAGGUUGGGAAACAGAUCCACAUUUUAUAUGCAUUUCCCACUCUACCCCAAGUAAAUACAGCUUUCUUUUUUUGGUCCAUGUGUUGUAUUAAGCCUGCAGUUUUCUGGCAGCUCCUUUAGUCUCAGUUUGGUACAGGAUGACUGAAAUGCAUUGGCAUAACCAUGUAAAGGAAAAUGAGUUUUCUAUUCUCAUAAACACCAAAGUGACUUGGGUUUCUUUUUUCUUUCCUUUUUAAAGAUGAAAUCAAAGCUGAUAAAUACGUAUAACAAAA
Molecule: messenger RNA, 2766 nt
Organism: Apus apus (common swift)
Lineage: Eukaryota; Metazoa; Chordata; Aves; Apodiformes; Apodidae
Gene: UBTD2
Product: ubiquitin domain containing 2
Exons: 3
Coding region: 65-769 (234 amino acids)
Molecular function (GO): protein binding
Source: RefSeq, a predicted model, not a curated record